This is a messenger RNA of Nothoprocta perdicaria, 2879 nucleotides long. It is a transcript of the gene ERAL1, whose product is annotated as Era like 12S mitochondrial rRNA chaperone 1. Lineage: Eukaryota; Metazoa; Chordata; Aves; Tinamiformes; Tinamidae. Bases 1 to 1254 code for a protein of 417 amino acids. The transcript is spliced from 10 exons. Gene Ontology annotation, molecular function: ribosomal small subunit binding; rRNA binding; GTP binding. Gene Ontology annotation, cellular component: mitochondrial matrix. Gene Ontology annotation, biological process: ribosomal small subunit assembly. The record is from RefSeq and is a predicted model, not a curated record.
AUGACCCACCCUGGGGUACUAGGAUCUCUGCUGCACUCCCUGGGCGCCCGCGGGAGCUUAUCCGCGCCCCAACCCGUGUCCCGCGCGGCAGAGGAGCAGGAGCGGCUCCUACGGCACCGGCCGGACCAGCCCCGGAGCCCCAAGGUUCUGAAGGUGGCCAUCAUCGGCGCGCCCAACGCCGGCAAGUCCACGCUGUCUAAUCAGCUCCUGGGCAGAAAGGUGUUUGCGGUCUCCAAGAAGGUGCACACGACUCGGUGUCAAGCCCAGGGCAUCGUCACGAGUGAAGACACGCAGCUGAUCAUUCUGGAUACACCUGGUCUCACUACUCCGUUGAAAGCCAAAAGGCAUAAGUUAAACGAAUCCAUGUUGAAAGACCCAUGGGAGAGCAUGAAACAUGCAGAUAUUGUUCUGGUCUUGGUGGAUGUAUCGGAUCACUGGACGCGAAACUGUCUGAGCCAAGAGGUGCUGAAGUGUCUUUCUCAAUUUCCCCAGAUUCCCAGUGUCCUGGUUCUGAACAAGGUGGAUCUGGUAAAGAAGAAAUUCAUCCUGCUGGAUCUAGUAGCUGAACUAACAGAGGGCAUCGUAAACGGACAGAAAUUGAAAAUGAGAUACAAUCCUGAACAUAAUUCCCGUUCAUCAUCAAAAACUCCUAAAAUUUCUCAAGUUUCUCUUUCAGAGAUUAGGGCCUAUGAAUCCCACAGUUUACAGGAAGCAGAAAAAGUCCCAGAAGACUGUAGCUUGGAUAGCAGCAGCGAUAUGGGGUCCAGUCUUGUCUCAGACAAAGAGCAAGACCCAAAGCCCUGUGAACAUAAACAUCUUAAAAAUAUGAAAGGUUGGCCAGGCUUCCAGGAGAUCUUCAUGCUUGCAGCCCUCCAUGGAGAGGAGGUGGAUACGCUAAAGCAGUACCUCCUGAUGCAAGCCAAGCCAGGCCCUUGGGAGUUUCACAGUGGGGUCUUGACCAACCAGUCACCUCAAGAGAUCUGUGACAACAUCAUCAGGGAGAAGAUGCUGGAGUACCUGCCACUGGAAGUGCCCUAUGGUGUGCAUCAGGUGACAGAGAUGUGGGAGGAAGGGCCAAGUGGAGAGCUGCUCAUUAUGCAGAACCUCGUGGUCCCGAGGAAGUCUCAUAUGAUGAUGUUGAUUGGAAGAAAAGGGAAGAUUAUCAGCAGGAUUGCCCAGGAGGCUGGCCAGGACCUGAUGAAUGCUUUCCUUUGUGAUAUCCGCUUGAAGCUCAGGGUAGAGGUGAAGAGCUGAGCUCUUUGCGUAGGUUUCAACAGCCCUCAAGCUCUCUGUUCACAUGGAGAAAUGACUGCUGUUUUUGCUGUGGGAUUUCAACAUCUUUGUUCAAUUCAGAAACAGGAUGAUGGAAUCAACGUCAUGGGCUGAGGUAGAUUAUAUUGUUCUUCUGAGAGAACGGCACAAACUGAAAUAAAAAUUUCAGACCUUCUACAGCACCACAUCUAAUGGAAGCUGGGGAGAGGUGUCGGAGACCCAGCUUUACGUGCGGUUCUAGUGCUGCAUUUGUAGAGCUCUCAUCCACUUCUUUCAGGCUGUAUCCCACAUCCUUAAUGUCUGUGUUUGUGGCUGGAUGUUCAGAAGGACCUGACCAACUGUGGAACGAAGAUAGGAGGGAGUAAGGCCUGGGUCUCCUCCAGCUGUGCAGGCCUGGAGAUACCUCAGUGCUUUUGACAUGUGCAUGCAGACCUCAUGCGUCGUACACCACUGCCUAAUGUUCCCAGUGCUGUUAAUGUCUGUGACAGAUUUGCAGCUGUGCUUUGUCUUUUAGCAAGAACUUUAAAUGCUGCUUUUAGAAAGUCGGAUGUGAGCAGUCAGAGCAAUCCCUGUGCUGUGAUCUGUGCAGUGCUUUGAAGUCCUCUGUCCCAAAAGGGAUGGGUGUAUACUGGGAUCCUUUAGGCAGAGAGGGGAAGAGAAAGAUUAGCAUCUCCUGUGCUUUGUAAACAAAGGGUUACGAUGAAGACGCAUUUUUUUAUCUCUUCUGAAGGCUGAGGAACUCCCACAGUGGGAAUGGAAGAGGCUUUCCCAGCCCACAUGAUGUUCUCUUCUGCUUUGCUGUUCCCUGCGGUCUGUUGAGAUCCUGGGUGUGAGAGUAUGACAGUGUAGGAAGUCAUUUUUGCCCAGGUUUGUUUGAGUGGAGCAGUUUGCUGGCUGGCAAAAACACUCAGUAAUAGCUGGGUGUGACAGAGGGAGCUCUUAAACUCUCAGUACAUGAUACUAAGCCAGUAGUUUACAGUUCUCAUGUGGGAGCCCUUCCCAUGGAUGUACACAUACCAUCCUCUUAAAUGACUGCCAAAUGUUGCAUUCCUUUUGACCUCUUCUGCAUUGUGGUUUGUAAGGAUUUUUGUUCCUUCUUUGCCCUAUCAUCCUUUUCUGCAAUUUCCCAGGCAGGAAAAAGCUUCUCACAUGUAGCCUCAUCUCCAGGGGGAUAGGUUUGGUGAUGCGCAUUUUAACUGAAUGGAGUAUUGGAGAAGCAGAGAAGUGGAGCAUGGCACCGUGAUCUGUUCUGGUGUGGUUUUGAGCUGCUUCCUUGGCCACUUGUGAGAGCAGCCAGGAGGCCAGAGCAACGACUUACUGCAUUUGGGAACAUUAACUGGAGCAUGUAUAUUAGAAAGGGAAUUGGAGCAGGGAAUAAGUGUAUUCCUGCUCCCCGUACACCUUGUUUUCCGUGCCUACCCGAAGGUGCCUGUAGCAGUGUCUCGAGGUACUCAGUUCUCCCUAAUGACUUGUUGUCUUGCAAAAGUUGCUCAGAACCUUUUCUUAGCGGCAGUCUUGCAUUUGAGUCGUUUAUUGCACUGCUGUCACUACAAGGUCACUGAGGUAUCAGGUACAGAUGGAGAGGCUGUUGUGCCUAAAGAGCUUGA